Molecule: messenger RNA, 1983 nt
Organism: Heterobasidion irregulare TC 32-1
Lineage: Eukaryota; Fungi; Basidiomycota; Agaricomycetes; Russulales; Bondarzewiaceae
Exons: 4
Coding region: 1-1983 (660 amino acids)
Source: RefSeq, a predicted model, not a curated record
AUGGUAACCUCUUCUGCGACGCGUCCGUUUAUUUCCCGACCCUAUCCCCUUCAGAAGACAAGGCCCACUCCGACAUCGGUCACUCCUGCCACUACUACGCACGCGCCGACUUCCCAAGUUGGCUCAACUAGCGGCAAGUUUUUUAAUUGGAUACGCAAGGACACCAAGCGCGACAGCCCGGAGAAGGAAACUAGCAAGAAGCGGGCUCGUGACGGCGAUGAGAACAGGCAUGUCAAUGUGGCCUUCACGCCACGGAUGCGUCAACGGGUGACAUCCAUGUCUUCUAUCAAUACUAUCCGAGCCACCCCUCAGCAACAGACGAAUGCUCCGGACAAGGACUAUACCAGAAGGGAGCGUCGCGAACCGAGCACGAAGCGGGACCUCGGGGCCAUCAAUCCUAGUCGUGAUCAUUCAUCCAGCGCUGUGGAGAACAAUACACCCUUGGACACUCCUGCUCGAUCUCGCACUUACAGCGCAGCCACCGGCGCGAGGACAAUCCCUAGCGAUGCGAAGCCAUUCGCGGAUAGUGGCAACGUGGAUGAAGCAGCCAGAGGAAAGUCUGGACGCGGCCUCCGUCAUGUGGGUAAGGUCCAUUUCCCCACUCAGGACCAAAUGAGCGGCAUGAAGGAACCUGGGUCACUCGCCUUCAAGCCCGCCUCUCGCAUCCCGCUGCCGACUUCGCGCCCGCCGACGUCUCCCGCUUCCAGUGCUGUGUCUGCCAGAGUCGCCCCUUUAAAUAGCGGGCCUCGAUCGGGUCGAUAUGAUGGUUCUACGCAGAUAUCCAUGACGGCAGCCAUGGCUGUCCCGCCGCUCACAUCUCGGUUCCCUGAUGAAGAAUUCCAUAGCGGUCUCCGCAUUCGGGAAGUGUACUAUGGAGAAAAUCAUUUUCCUUUUGUCAUGACUGCUAAGGACCGCGCUACAUCUUUCUACGAUGAAACGCUCUUGCAUCGCUACAAACUCGAUUUGUCAUUCUCGAGCAAUCACACAGAGUAUUGGGAUGUGCCUGAAAGGGGCGUCAUCGGCUGGGAGGCAACUCUCCACUUCACUGAUACUCAAGGGGACGGAACACACAACACACUAAGGCCCCCUAUCGAUUACCUUGACAUUCUCUGCAACCGAAUCAACGAGCAUGCCUCUCCGCAAGUUAGCGUCGACCUUCCCUUCUCAACUUGUUGGAUUGGAGAACGUCGUACGAGUGAUACAAUCGAGCGCACGCAGUUUACUAUGGACCCUUCCAAGGGAAUUAUCGUGAGACAUGAUUGGGAACAGGUCAAGAGCUCCCUGUCAACCGAAAGGCAGUGGGACCUCAAAUUCUGGGUUCCCGUUCCAGAUUACCUCUUCGAGGGUAUAGAAUCUCGAUUCUUCAGAUUGGAGGCCCAGGCUUGCGCUUUCGAGAGGACGAGAGGGAAGAGGGUCAAGGUGCAAGAUGCCGCAAAGGCACAGGUUGACGUUGGGAGCGAGACGCUGAUCAUAUCGAACGUCUACCUCUGGAGGAACGAUCAGCCGCGAUUCCUUACUACAGCAGAGGAAUCUUACGCGGCUACAUUGCGCGGCGCUCGCGCAGCCAACCUCAAGCUGACAAUCAAGCGGAUCACUAACUCAACUGACGGGGAAUCCCUGGAAUUCUCUAUCCUCCCUUACAUUGUCGCCGUGCAUGUCAUCCGAACUCAUGAAUCUCUACCCUCCACGCCUUCCGCCGACGAUCCACCUCCUGAUGCUCCUACGUCCAAGCAUUUUGCCUGGCCUUCUCCAGCCCCGUCGAUGGUUCCAGAACUCACCGAAGAAUCUGCUGGUGCGAGGGGUUUUUUCUUCCCUCGAGAAAUGGACAAAGGGAGUGCUCUGUCGUUAUCAGCAUGGAAUGGCCCGCGAUGGGGUGGUCUGCGGAAUGGAAUUGACGACACGAUCACGUUUAACGCAGUGGUGGAGUUUGAGGGCGGUAUCUUUCUGAGAAGUGGAGAUGAAAGAUUGAGAAUUGUAAGCUAG